UCAUAGUUGUUGUAUGAAGCAUUUCGACGGAGGUUGAGCCGUGGAGGUGCAAUCAUGACCUUGGUGUGAGUCGAGAGAUCCAGCGGAGGAACCAUGGUGACGGUGAUGCCUGUUGAGUGAAGUCCACCAUAUAACAAAUGACUAAUACAUGAAUCUGAAAUGAUAAUAAUAAUAAAAAUAUGUGAGAGAAUGAGAGAAAGGAUGAAGGGUGCGCGAGUAUUUCCAAUAAGAUGCCAAUACCAAGGGAGAGUGUACCCAGCCUCAGUAAGAGACGACUCGAUAUGCCACAAGACAAGAGCAGGCCACCCGAGCAGCCGAGGGAGGAAAAGUAACAGUAAUAAUAAUAAAAAGAGAGCGGCAGAGACGGGUCAGCCAAGAUCAGGCUCUCAACCACUCACACCCUUUAUAAUAAACAAGGAGAGCGAGGCGUGCAGGUAUUCCAAUAAAGUUUUCCCCCACACAGCGUUAGGCAAAAAGAUGAGGACCCUAGCAGACACCGCCGAUCAUCAUGGGAGCCAAGGGCUUUUUGAUAGUAAGGCACUUCCGAGGCUUGUCUCUGAGGAUGCCGAGCAGCUGAUGCGUGUGCGACUUGUUCCUAUCACGGCUCAAGGGCCACGUCGAUCCCGCCAGUGCCACCCGAAGCGGAAUGAGAAGCGAGGAAGAGAGAAACACAAGGGCAACAGAAAGGGGGUGAAAGGGAGAAGAAUGAAGACGGGAAGCGGCAAAGAUUGACGUUCAACGUCAAUGCGAUGGCUUUUGGCCAGCAGGAUGAUGCCGAAGGAGAGUUGAGAGGGAAUCUGGAGAAUGGAAAUAGUAGGCAUCGACGGGGAUCGUGAGAAGGGUAU
Molecule: messenger RNA, 845 nt
Organism: Trichoderma harzianum CBS 226.95
Lineage: Eukaryota; Fungi; Ascomycota; Sordariomycetes; Hypocreales; Hypocreaceae
Exons: 1
Coding region: 160-732 (190 amino acids)
Source: RefSeq, a predicted model, not a curated record